UACAACAAAUAUCCCAAUUGAGAAGAGACUGAAAAUUUAAAAUUUCUUCAUAAAGGAAAAAUCCCCAAAAAUUCAGUUCACAAAGAGGAGAGUGUAAGCAUUGUUGAGAGCAACAAUGGCUGCUUCCAAGAUAGCAGUGGCCACUCUAUCCUUAACCCAUUUCCGGCCAUUUUCCUCCGCCUCCAUGCCCUCUCUUUCUCCUUCUUUCUCCUCCAGGUUGGUUCCUCAUCCGCCGGACCUUAUCAAGUGGGUCCGUAGAGAAGGCGGAUUUGUCCACCACGCUCUCAACAUAGCUCCCUCUCCCGAUGCCCAUACUGGCCUUGGACUCCUCGCUUCCGACCACAUUCCCAAAGGUUCUGAACUUAUUAUCCUUCCUCACAAUCUUCCCUUGCGCUUUGAGUCCCCCGAAGCCGGCGAUUCUGAUGAGGCCGACUCCGUUCUUAUCAAUUUGGCUCGCCAAGUUCCUGAGGAACUGUGGUCCAUGAAAUUGGGUUUGAAACUUCUGAAAGAAAGGGCAAAAGUUGGAUCCUUCUGGUGGGCGUAUAUUGGCAACCUCCCCGAAGUUUUCACUGUUCCCAUAUUUUUUUCUGGAGAUGAUAUCAAGAACUUGCAGUAUGCUCCUCUUCUUUACCAGGUAAACAAAAGGUGUCGCUUCCUCCUUGAUUUUGAGAAAGAAGUCAAACGUACUCUUGAUAGUAUAAAGCCUGAAAAUCACCCUUUUGGUGGCCAAACCGUAGAUGCAUCAUCCCUUGGAUGGGCAAUGGCAGCAGUCUCAUCAAGGGCAUUUCGUUUAUAUAGUAAAAAUCUCACUGAUGGUACUCCAACCAGUGUCCCCAUGAUGCUCCCUCUCAUUGAUAUGUGCAAUCAUAGCUUUAAUUCAAAUGCACGUAUCAUCCAAGAACAAGAUGCCUCCAUGAAGUUGAAGGUGAAGGUUGUAGCAGAGACUGAAAUUGAAGGAAACGCUCCUUUAACACUAAAUUAUGGCUGUCUGGACAAUGAUCUUUUCCUGCUUGAUUAUGGAUUUGUGUUACCAUCAAAUCAAUAUGAUUACAUUGAGCUAAAAUAUGAUGAAGCUCUCUUAGAAGCUGCUAGCAUUGUUGCAGGGAUUUCUUCAGAAAAUUUUUCUUCUCCUGCUCCAUGGCAAAAAUUUAUAUUAACAAAGUUAAAUCUACAUGGAGAAGCUGCUCUUCUCAAGGUGAGUAUCGGUGGUUCAGAAGUAGUUGACGGUCGCUUAUUGGCUGCAUUAAGAGUAUUGCUUUCAGUUGAUGAGGAAAUGGUACAGAAGCAUGACUUGAGCGUUCUCAAAUCUUUAUCAGCUGAAGCACCUCUUGGUAUUGCAAAUGAAGUAGCUGCAUUACGUACGGUAAUUGCUUUAUGUGUGAUUGCAUUGGGACACUUCCCGACAAAGAUAAUGGAGGACGAAACCCUUUUGAAAAAGUGUGAAAGCGAAACAUCUAAAUUGGCAAUCCAGUUCAGACUUCAAAAGAAAUCAGUUAUCAUAGAUGCGAUGAGCAACCUCACAAGAAGGGUGAAGUUACUUUCAUCCAAAGCGGUCUCUCAGGGUUAAAAAUGAUGGCAAAUCCAUACCGAAAGGACCUUGAUGGUGAACAAGUCUUUUAAGCCAGUUGAUUGGAGUGGAAGCUAUAACAAUAUGUUCUCGUCUCAGAAUUUCUACGCCCGAGGCAACGUUAGUGGGAAGACUGAUACACAGUUUGCAGAGACCCAUUUUAAAAAAGUUGAUGCAACUGGGAGCACUUCCUAGUUACCACCUUAGAUUCGUGAAGGUGUGUUGAUUGAAACUUACACGCUUUGACAUAAUAGAAUAUGUGAAACUUACACGUUUGACAUAAAAGAAUAUAUAACCAUUUUUCAUGUUUCUUCUA
Messenger RNA from Cucumis melo (muskmelon), 1883 nucleotides. RefSeq lists its product as uncharacterized. The transcript is spliced from 6 exons. The record is from RefSeq and is a predicted model, not a curated record. Lineage: Eukaryota; Viridiplantae; Streptophyta; Magnoliopsida; Cucurbitales; Cucurbitaceae. The coding region runs from base 116 to 1567 and encodes 483 amino acids. Gene Ontology annotation, biological process: peptidyl-lysine monomethylation. Gene Ontology annotation, molecular function: protein-lysine N-methyltransferase activity; protein binding.